Molecule: messenger RNA, 563 nt
Organism: Desarmillaria tabescens
Lineage: Eukaryota; Fungi; Basidiomycota; Agaricomycetes; Agaricales; Physalacriaceae
Exons: 9
Coding region: 36-452 (138 amino acids)
Source: RefSeq, a predicted model, not a curated record
CUUUAAAUAACUUGCUACCACGAUCCAAAAACAUCAUGGGCUGGCAAAAGACAUUCACGUUAUCGCGUCGCUCCAAGGGCUGCCAUCUGAUAACUGACGAGGUUCGGUCAAACAUCAAAGAAGGACUGGAAGGAAUUUCGGUCGGAAUGCUAUUUCUCUUCGUAAAUCACACGUCUUGUGCUUUGACUCUAAAUGAGAAUUGGGAUAAGGAUGUAAGGAGAGAUAUGGACAUGGCUUUGGAUCAUAUCGUUCCUGAGAGUCUCAACUGGUUGCACACAGAUGAAGGUCCUGAUGAUUCCGUAUCUCAUACGAAAGCCGCCAUAGUUGGGCCUACUGUCUCCAUACCAAUUACCAACGGUCAGCUGAACCUUGGAACUUGGCAAGGCAUCUACUUGACUGAAUUUCGGCACCUCGCCCACACCCGGCAAGUGGUAGCAACGAUACUAUCUUGAUCCGAUUGCGUUGUCGUUUGGCAAUACUGCUAGUAUGGGAAAGCGUAGAAUUUUCUGUUUUCAACCUGUAUCUCCACCCAACGUUGCGAUCCAUCAGACAUCGUGGAUAUG